Molecule: messenger RNA, 1297 nt
Organism: Raphanus sativus (radish)
Lineage: Eukaryota; Viridiplantae; Streptophyta; Magnoliopsida; Brassicales; Brassicaceae
Product: VQ motif-containing protein 9
Exons: 1
Coding region: 191-1090 (299 amino acids)
Source: RefSeq, a predicted model, not a curated record
CUUUUAUAAACCAAUUUGUUUUUUUUUCCUUUAUUAUAAAAAAAAUCAAAAGAGAGAAAAAACAUUUCAAUCAGCUUCGUCUUCUCCAUUAUCUCUCUACCAAAUCUGGCAGAGAAACAACAACAAAAAAACCAAAGAAAGCUUAUAAUAGAGAAAAAAAAAGGACUCUGUUUUAGUUUUGUUGUUGUAUAUGAUGGAUAAGAGCUGUAACUCCUCCGGCGAUUCUCCCGCCGUAUCAGCCACUAGCACCGGUAACAACAAUACAGGGAACAACAACAACAGAGACAAUCAUUACCUAAGACAACUCAACAAGCUCUCUCAUAAGAUAUCAAAACCAACCUCCUCCUCCUCCUCCUCAGCUUCCUUCUCCGCCGCCGCCGUGAAUCAAGAAACUGAUCACCAACCGCAGCAACAGAUCAACCACGGGAAUCUCCACCAGCACCAGCCUCCCGUUUACAACAUCAACAAGAACGACUUCAGAGACGUCGUCCAGAAACUCACCGGCUCUCCCGCUCACGAGCGGAUCUCCGCAUCUCCUCAGCAGCCGGUUCACCACCCCAAGGCUCACCAGAGCUCGCGUCUCCACAGGAUCCGUCCUCCUCCGCUCGCUCCUCCCGGUCUGCUGAACAACGCUCUCAUCCCUAACUGGAGCGGCGGAUACGUCCCCAGACCGACGGCGCCGCUCUCUCCUCUCCCGCCGCUUCCUCCGGUUCACGCGGCGGCGGAAUCUCCGGUGUCGUCCUACAUGCGGUACCUCCAGAACUCGAUGUUCGCGGUCGAAUCGAAUCAUCGGAAGGAGUUCUCGCCUCUGGCUCCUCUGGUGUCGCCUCGGUGGUACCAACAGCAGCAGCAGCAGCAGGAAAACGCUCCGCCGCAGCAGAACAACGGUCGUCCUCCGCAUCCUCCUCCUCCUCCUCAGGGAACGGUCUCGUCGCAGGCUGCGCCGACAUCGGGGUGUUUGAGUUCGCCUAAAUCGCCGUACGGAUUGCUCUCGCCGAGCUUGCUUCUAUCGCCGACGUCAGGUCAGUUAGGGUUUCCGGUAUCGCCGACGACGGUGCCGCUUCCUAGCCCUACAUACAAAGGUCACUGAUCAGGAAGAUACGUUAAACGGCGUCGUUUUGAUUCACUUUGUUCUUUUUGUACAUCAUUAGUGGUGGAUGAAUUGUUUUUUCCUUACUCAAAUUACUUUGAAUCCUUUUUUUUUCUUUUUUACUUUCUUUUAUUCCCAUGUUUGUUCAUGUUAGAAGAAACAACGAUAAGGAAAAAGAAAGGAAUACACUUUUGUUGAUCUCAUCUA